Molecule: messenger RNA, 903 nt
Organism: Dermacentor silvarum
Lineage: Eukaryota; Metazoa; Arthropoda; Arachnida; Ixodida; Ixodidae
Exons: 6
Coding region: 275-820 (181 amino acids)
Source: RefSeq, a predicted model, not a curated record
AUCGCCAUAGCUAUUUUCAGCUGUUACGAUUCAGCUCGUACCUUCAACGGUGGAUUGGCCCUAGUACACUGUAAUUGGUCCCAUACAGCUGGCAUAUUGACGCGCAGAGCAAUGGCGGAGGAAAGAGAGGCAUAUUUUGAUUGGAUUGAGUACGUGCAGUCUGUAGCGGAGUGUGCAGCGAUGGAGGAAAAGGUACAGAGUGCCAUGGACAAAGCUAAGGUGAAAAUUUCCUGUUGAUUUCCUGCUGGGAGCUGCUGGUUUGUACUGGUUUCUUAUGGAACCAGCAAGUAACCUGCUGGUUUCCUGCUGGUUGUGCUGUUCCGGCAGGGCUCGCAAACUUGAAUACAUGCAUGAAAUAGGUGAGGCUUUGAAAGAGACAAAGAAGAUAAAUGCUCAGAUUGCCUUCUCCAAACAGCUUUUGGAAAACGCCAACAAGCUUGAGGAAAUGACUAAAGAGAGCAACUUGGAUCAUCUGAAGGAUGUUCUAGCUGAACAGAACAGGCAACACUGCAAUGCUGGCGUUGUGGCCAUCAGAGAUGCCAAGUCCUCCAGUAAAGAUGAGCUGGACUCAAGUCUAUUGGCAAUGGCUGCGAAGAGCGAAUCUCUAAAGCCCCUGGCUCUAGCUGACGCUUGCAAGGCAGAGCUAGAGUUUGCUAAAUUGACCCAGGACGCUGAAAAGGAACUAGUCAAGAUUUCUUCAUUGAAAAAGGAAGUGGAAGAAAGAGUCAAGGCACUGGAAUUUUUAAAAUCAGUUCAAGACUUAACUUCAGAUUCUCAGUAUGACGCUGCUCUGGAUCUUCAAAGUUUGAACCUCUCAUGAUCCUGGGACUCAAGAUGCAAGAAUAACUAUUUGAUGCCUAAUUUACUUUGUAAGUGAACUAAUAAAGAAGGUUUGUCACUGGA